Molecule: messenger RNA, 1908 nt
Organism: Penicillium angulare
Lineage: Eukaryota; Fungi; Ascomycota; Eurotiomycetes; Eurotiales; Aspergillaceae
Product: ankyrin repeat domain-containing protein
Exons: 2
Coding region: 1-1908 (635 amino acids)
Molecular function (GO): protein binding
Source: RefSeq, a predicted model, not a curated record
AUGUUGCUCAGGCGUGGUGCAAAUCCGAAUUUUGAACAUGUUAUUGUGUUUGAAGGAGAUUUGUUCCGCACGACACCUUUAGGAUUGGCUUCUGGACAUGGCCAUGCGGAAGCCAUGCGUGUUUUGCUCAAAUCAUCUGCAAACAUCAAGUUUCCUCUUGGGGUAGAUGGGUUUAUUCCUCAUCUAGUACCCGCUGUUUCUAAUUGCCACGUCGAAUCAGUUCGCCUUUUAUUAAGUGCAGGCGCACAUAUAGAGGCUGCGAAUAAUUUCAGACUCAAGUCAGAUAAUCGCGAAACGACCCUCAUUGAAAGAGCCCAGGUUCAGCAAGGAAUGUCAAUAUACCGAAUGCUUUUCGAUGCAGGGGAUAGCGUAAGCUCGUUUGCUAUGCAGAACUUCCUCUCCCUCCAGGUUAUGUGGCACUGGAAGCAUAAAAAUUCAAAUGAGUUGCUCGAGGUAUUGGCUCUUGCAAAGCAGUCAGGCCUUUUUAUAAAUGGCAUCGAAUGCGACAGUGUUGAAAGAUUUCUCCAAAGUAUGCUUCAGAAAAACAGCUGCGAUGUGCCUCGUCUACUUAGGCUUGCUGGUGCUCCAGUUUCUGGAAGACAGGCCCCUUUGAAUCUCGAUAUUCCGACCGUGACGUUGCUCGAUCACUUGGGAGUACUUUCAAGUAUUUUAUCGACCAACGGACAUAUGAUCUUGAUCAAUGCGAUUCUAGCAGAAGAUGAAAAUCUGAUGCUGCGCUUUACAGAAAGAAUCUGGAUCUUGCAAAUGUUCUCAUCAAACGCGGGGCUCCUAUGUCACCAAAGUGAGCUCAGCACCAUUGUCUGGCAGGCAUGCGUAACGAGUGACGUUUCACUUGUUCAAGAGCUUAUUGGGACAUUGAAGUCUCGUUUCUCAGCACCUACUGCCAUGGCUAUAGCAGUUCGAGCGAAGAAAGACGCCCUCAUGUAUCUGCUGCUGGAGGCUGGAUUCAGCCCAAAGGGACUAGUCACCUGGCCAAGCUCUAACAUAAUCCCUGAGGAAGUUGAAGAUACGACUGAUUGGUGGAAUCUUCCGACCGCAAUGCCUCAAUCCUCUCUUCUUGAAGUACUAACAAAGAUUGGCAAUUUCUCUCUAUUGAAAGCAGUUUUGGAGAAAGCGCCUUGGACUCCAAUAGAGAUUGGCUGUGCGCUUUUAGCUAGCAUACGGUGCAAUAACAUGCAGAUUGUCGUUUACUUGCUCAACGCCGGCGUGGCUAUAAGUAACGACGCAGUCAUCGCUGCAAUUGAGUUGCAGGAUAUCUCAUUGGUUCGGAGACUAAUUGCAACUGGCAUCAAUCUAAAUACCAGUAGUGACGACCUGGAUUGGACAUACACACCUCUUCAACAAGCAGUUAAAUCAAACAACAUGGAUCUCGUGAAAUUGAUACUUGAAGCUGGCGCAGACGUCAAUGAGCCUCCCGCUCCUGUCAACGGUGCAACCGCCCUACAGCUUGCUACUAAAAGCGGCAACAUGGAUCUGACAAAGAUUAUUCUCGAAGCAGGAGCUGAUCCCAAUGACAAGCCUGCCGGAAUAAAUGGAGCAGACGCACUUCAAAUAGCUGCGACGAAUGGUUUCAUAGGAAUUGCCCGCCAGCUCCUUGAUCAAGGCGCUACUAUCUAUAAACCAAACCUUGGCGAUGAUCAUAAAUCAGCUUUAGUCUUGGCUGCAGAGAAUGGCCGCCUUGAUAUGAUACAGCUUUUGGUUUUUGAAGGGAACGUCGCUCAAGGCCCCCUUCAAAGACAAGUCAUCCGUGCUGUCGCAGCGGCAGAAGAGAGAGGCCAUUACUCUGCUGCAAGAUUUCUCAAAGGAAAGGUUCAAUGGCAAAAUUUGCAUACAGGGAUCGUUAGCUCCAAUGUUCCAGCCAAAAUGGUCCAAUCUGGGGGCCAUUAG